Molecule: messenger RNA, 1923 nt
Organism: Acanthosepion pharaonis
Lineage: Eukaryota; Metazoa; Mollusca; Cephalopoda; Sepiida; Sepiidae
Source: the annotation of a GenBank genome assembly
AUGUUAGAAAAUUCUCAUUUAUUUCUUCACUUUCAAUUUAUUUUUUCUAUUUACUCUUUACUUCUAUUUUCUUUCUGUCUUUUUCUUCCUUUCUUUUUUCUUUCUUUCUGUCUUUUUCCUUCUUUUUUUCUUUAUUUUUCAUCUUUCUUUUUCUUUCUUUUCUCUUUCUUUCUGUCUUUUUCCUUUUUUUUUCUUUAUUUUUCUUUCUUUUCUUUUUCUUUUUUUUUUCUUUCUUUCUGUUUUUUCCUUCUUUUUUCUUUAUUUUUCAUCUUUCUUUUUCUUUUUUUUUUUUUCUUUUUCUUUCUGUUUUUUUUCUUUUUUAUUUUAUUUUCAUCUUUCUUUUUCUUUCUUUUUUCUUUCUUUCUGUCUUUUUCCUUCUUUUUUUUUUUUAUUUUUCAUCUUUCUUUUCUUUCUUUUUUCUUUAUUUCUGUCUUUUCCUUCUUUUUUCUUUAUUUUUCAUCUUUCUUUUUUUCUUUUUUUUUCUUUCUUUCUGUCUUUCCUUUUUUUUUUUUUUUUUUUCAUCUUUCUUUUUCUUUCUUUUUCUUUCUUUCUGUCUUUUUCCUUCAUUUUUUUCUUUUAUUUUUCAUCUUUCUUUUCUUUUCUUUUUUCUUUCUUUCUGUCUUUUCCCUUCUUUUUUCUUUUAUUUUUCAUCUUUCUUUUUCUUUUCUUUUUCUUUCUUUCUGUCUUUUUCCUUCAUUUUUUCUUUAUUUUUCAUCUUUCUUUUUUUUUUUUUUUCUUUCUUUCUGUCUUUUUUCCUUCUUUUUUUUUUCUUUAUUUUUCAUCUUUCUUUUCUUUCUUUUUUUCUUUCUUUCUGUCUUUUUCCUUCAUUUUUUUUUUUAUUUUUUUCAUCUUUCUUUUUCUUUCUUUUUUUUUUUUCUUUCUGUCUUUUUCCUUCUUUUUUCUUUAUUUUUCAUCUUUCUUUUUCUUUUCUUUUUUCUUUCUUUCUGUCUUUUUCCUUCAUUUUUUUCUUUUAUUUUUUCAUCUUUCUUUUUCUUUCUUUUUUCUUUCUUUCUGUCUUUUUCCUUCUUUUUUUCUUUAUUUUUCAUCUUUCUUUUUCUUUCUUUUUUCUUUCUUUCUGUCUUUUUCCUUCAUUUUUUUCUUUAUUUUUCAUCUUUCUUUUUCUUUCUUUUUUCUUUCUUUCUGUCUUUUUCCUUUUUUUUUUCUUUAUUUUUCAUCUUUCUUUUUCUUUCUUUUUUCUUUCUUUCUGUCUUUUUCCUUCAUUUUUUUCUUUUAUUUUUCAUCUUUCUUUUUUUUUUUUUUUUCUUUCUUUCUGUCUUUUUCCUUUUUUUUUUCUUUAUUUUUCAUCUUUCUUUUUUUUUCUUUUUUUUUUUCUUACUGUCUUUUCCUUCUUUUUUUUUUUUUUUUUUCAUCUUUCUUUUUCUUUCUUUUUUCUUUCUUUUAUUCUCUUUCUUCUUUCUUUCCUUUUUUUUCUUUCUUCCUUCUUUUCUUCUUUCUUUCUUUCUUUCAUUCUUUCUUUUUUCUUUAUUUUUCUUUCUUUACUUCUUUCUUUCUUCUUUAUUUCUUUUCUUCUUCCUUUUUUCUUUCUUUUUUUUCUUCUUUUUCCUUUUCUCGCCUUUUCUUUGUUCGUUCUCUUUCUAUCUGCCCAUCUACCUCAGUAAAUUUCUAUCUAUCUAUCUAUCUAUCUAUCUAUCUAUCUAUCUAUCUAUCUAUCUAUCCUUCUGCUUAACUCAAUUCUCUUCAUCUAUCUAUCUAUACUUCUGUUUUACGCUACUCCUUUCAUCUAUCUAUCUAUCUAUCUAUCUAUCUAUCUAUCUAUCUAUCCCAAUUUAUUUAUUCCCAUCUCGUUCUAUUCACAUAUAUCUAUCUAUCUAUCUAUCUAUCUAUCUAUCUAUCUAUCUAUCUAUCUAUCUAUCUAUCUAUCCCAAUUUAUUUAUUUCUAUUCACAUCUAUCUAGCGAGCUAG